GUGGAAGCUGGAUCCGGCUGCCAGGAAGCGGCUAGCGCACGAGUGGCGCGAGGCUUGGCUUCCACGUGCGAGCCUGCUCCGCCACCCCGCCCUCUCCGAACUCCCGAGCCUGGGGACUCCCUCUCCAGGACGAUACCUGCGCCCUGCCGUGGCACUAGCUGUGGCCAGGACGUCCACGCGCGGCCGCCUGCCUCUGGAUCUCGCUCCAGCACCCGCUGCCAGACGUGCAGAAGUGCAGAACACUGCGCACCCAUGGAGAGUCUGGGUCGUUCAUGCCUGUGGCUGCGCCAGGAGCUGUCGCCCCCGCGGCCACAGCUUCUACUGCUGGACUGCCGCAGCCGGGAGCUGUACGAGUCAGCGCGCAUCUGCGGGGCGUUGAGCGUGGCCCUGCCCGCCCUAAUGCUGCGCCGCCUCCGGAGAGGGAGCCUGUCGGUGCGCUCGCUCUUGCCUGGGCCACCGCUGCAGCCUCCCCCACCCGCUCCUGUGCUUCUGUACGACCAGGGUAGUAGCCGAUGCCGCCCUGAAGAGGCAGAGGCCGAAGCCCAAGAGUGGGAGGCUGACUCGGUGCUGGGCGUUCUGCUCCAGAAGCUGCGAGAGGAAGGCUACCUGGCCUACUACCUACAGGGUGGUUUCAGCAAAUUCCAGGCCGAGUGUCCUCACCUUUGUGAAACCAGCUUCAGUGGUCAUGCUGGCUCAAGCCUGGCCCCAGUGCCUAGCUCAGUGCCUGUGGUGGGGCUAGGUAGCCUAUGCUUGGGCUCUGAUGUCUCCGAUGCAGAGUCUGAGGCUGACCGCGACUCCAUGAGCUAUGGCCUAGAUUCGGAGAGCACCACGUCCCCUCCAACUGGGCUGCUACCACCCUUCCCAGUCCAGAUCCUGCCCAAUCUCUACCUAGGCAGUGCCCGAGAUUCAGCCAACUUGGAGAGCCUGGCUAAGCUUGGCAUCCGCUAUAUCCUCAAUGUCACCCCCAAUCUCCCUAACCUUUUUGAGAAGAAUGGUGACUUCCACUACAAGCAGAUCCCCAUCUCGGACCACUGGAGCCAGAACCUGUCCCAGUUCUUUCCGGAGGCCAUUGCAUUCAUUGAUGAGGCCUUGUCCCAGAACUGUGGGGUGCUCGUCCAUUGCCUGGCAGGAGUCAGCCGCUCUGUCACCGUCACCGUGGCCUACCUCAUGCAGAAGCUCCACCUCUCACUCAACGAUGCCUACGACUUGGUCAAGCGGAAGAAGUCUAACAUCUCGCCCAACUUCAACUUCAUGGGGCAGCUGCUAGACUUCGAGCGCAGCCUGCGCCUGGAGGAGAGGCGCUCUGGGGGGCAGGGCAGUGGGGGACCAGAGUCCACUGUCUCAGACCCACCUUCUUUCUUUACUACUCCUACCAGCGAUGGGGUCUUUGAGCUGGACCCCACAUAAAACCAUGUGGGGCAGCUGGGCUGGUCCCUACCCAUGACCCCAUGUAUUAGCAGGGAUGGGAUGCAGCCAUAAGCGGGGGAGGGGGAAAGGGAGGGGGAGGGGAAGCUCAAUACCUCACUUGGGGAUGAUGGAGCAAGGCAGGAACAGAACAGACCUGCCCUACCCCGUAUUCUAUUACACGUGCCUAUGGGUGGGCCUGUGCCUACAGGCCUGACCCACACCGCUUUAGGGCAGGACCAUGCUCCAGAACCUGCCUCUUCUGCGACUGUUACUUUAUUCUUUCGGGGUGGGAGUGGGGCUUCCUAUCCAAGAGAUCAUUCCAGAUUGCUGCCUGCUGCCUGGGCUCUGUCCCUUCUUGCUGUUUCCUCUUCAGGAAGAGUAUAUCACACUUUGCCACAGGGAUCUGCUCAUAGUUCCUUCCCUGUCCCCAAAUGGCCACCUGUGUUAAAAGGCCUUACAACUUUCACUGGUGUACUCUCCUUCCUGCCUCUCUGACUAGGACUUAGACCUCUUGGGGCUCCAAGGUGUGGACCCGGAGACGCAAUGGCUGCUCUCGGCAUCCACAGGGACAGCCUCUCUGGGUGGCUUUUUGCUGGGCAGUGUCUCAUGGGAGGGCAUGGGCCUGGGAGCCAAUAGGCAGAAUCCCAGCCACACAUCUGGUGCCCUGACUGUUUCUUUCCUCCUCCCCCAGAUGUCUUGACAGGAUCACUGAGACUCUUUGUGACUGAGGGUGGUCAAACUGCCACCGGAGGAGAUGGGGUCUCAGAGUGAGAGCUGAGGGGGAGGGAGAGAAGGAUGAAGGCCUCAAUUUUGCUGCUGUGUGUCUCACACAGCCAGUGUUGGUUUGGGGGGCAGGGAAAGGGCUAAGCUGCAGAUACACACAUGGUCAUUCAUUGCAGUCCACACCCCUUUGUAAACAGUGUGUAUGUAUGUGUGUGAGUGUUCACACAUGCACACUAGCCUACUCACACAUUCAGCCUAGGGCUGGCAGUACCUGUGGCAGCAGGACCAUCUUGUCUUUGAACCUGGAGAAGGUUGUGCUUAUUUGUUUUUGUAAUCCACUUCUUCAUAAUUACUUUCUUUAAUUGUUCCUCCUGAAUAAACAGUUUAUUUAAGAUA
Molecule: messenger RNA, 2526 nt
Organism: Peromyscus maniculatus bairdii (prairie deer mouse)
Lineage: Eukaryota; Metazoa; Chordata; Mammalia; Rodentia; Cricetidae
Gene: Dusp9
Product: dual specificity phosphatase 9
Biological process (GO): negative regulation of MAPK cascade; peptidyl-tyrosine dephosphorylation
Cellular component (GO): cytoplasm; cytosol
Molecular function (GO): MAP kinase tyrosine/serine/threonine phosphatase activity; protein tyrosine/threonine phosphatase activity; MAP kinase tyrosine phosphatase activity
Source: RefSeq, a predicted model, not a curated record